UGCAGAGCGGGCAGCCGCGGCCUCGGGAGCAGCUGGAGCCGGAGCUGCCGGAGCAGCGGGCGGGAGCGGUGCGGGGGGGACAGGCCUGGCGCGGCGCCCCCACCAUGGAGAUCGAGAAGGAGUUCCACCGGCUCGACCAGGCCGGCAGCUGGGCCGCCAUCUACCAGGACAUCAGGCAUGAAGCCAGUGACUUUCCAUGUAAAGUGGCCAAACAUCCCAGAAACAAAAAUAGAAAUAGGUACAGAGAUGUCAGCCCCUUUGAUCACAGUCGAAUUAAGCUAAACCAAGGUGACAAUGACUAUAUCAAUGCUAGUUUGAUAAAAAUGGAAGAGGCCCAAAGGAGCUACAUCCUUACCCAGGGACCUUUGCCAAAUACUUGUGGUCACUUUUGGGAGAUGGUUUGGGAACAGAAAAGCCGUGGUGUUGUCAUGUUGAACAGAGUGAUGGAAAAGGGAUCUGUCAAGUGUGCACAGUACUGGCCACAGAAGGAGGAGAAAGAAAUGUUUUUUGAAGAUACAAACUUGAAACUAACAUUGAUAUCUGAAGAUAUAAAAUCCUAUUACACAGUACGACAGCUAGAAUUGGAAAACCUUACAACACAGGAAACCAGAGAGAUUCUGCACUUUCAUUAUACCACGUGGCCUGACUUUGGCGUCCCGGAGUCACCUGCUUCAUUCCUCAACUUCCUGUUCAAAGUGCGUGAGUCUGGCUCGCUUAACCCGGAGCAUGGACCCGUUGUGGUGCACUGCAGUGCUGGAAUCGGGAGAUCCGGAACUUUCUGUUUGGUUGAUACAUGUCUUCUACUGAUGGACAAGCGGAAAGAUCCUUCUUCUGUGGACAUUAAACAGGUCCUCCUGGAGAUGAGGAAGUACCGCAUGGGGCUCAUACAGACAGCAGACCAGCUCCGCUUCUCCUACCUAGCUGUUAUUGAAGGGGCAAAAUUCAUUAUGGGAGAUGCUUCAGUGCAAGAACAGUGGAAAGAGCUCUCCAAUGAAGACCUGGACCCACCUCCUGAACAUACCCCACCACCUCCCAGACCACCAAAGCGAACAUCAGAAAUGCACAAUGGAAGGAUGCAUGAACACACAGAAUUCCUUCCUAAACAUCAAGUAGCAGAGGAAGAGAUAAGGUGUUUGGUCAGCACUGUGGAAGAGACGGUUCCAGAUGGCAGGGCUCAUUCAUCUGUGCCACUGAUCACAGACAGCACUAGUCAAGACACUGAAAUUCGGAGGAGAACUGUUGGUGAAAACCUGCGUCUCUCACCCCACAAAGAAGAGUCGAAGAAGUCGGAGAGCUCAGAAGAGGAUGAUGAGAACAUGAUGACAACCUGGAAGCCAUUUCUAGUGAAUAUAUGCAUGUUCACCUUCCUGACGGCGGGAGCUUACCUCUGUUACAGGGUGUGUUUUCAUUGAUGGACGUGCCAGCAAGAGCGACCCUGCAGAAAACACCACCGAUUCCAUGGGUUUGUAAUCAGCUCCUCUGAAGAAAAGCGAAUGGAGGCACCUGAGCCUCGUCUCAGUGGAGGUAGAUCUUAGCUUGAAAGGCCGGAACUUUGGUUAGGGCUUAAAGAGAGAAUUGAUGCACUAGGGUUUUAUCUAGCCCUGUGGUCCCAAGAACAUAAUAUUCUAAUCUCAGGGCCUUAAAAUAUUCAGGAGUAAGCAGAGAAAAUGCCAAAUAGUCUGUUUUCCUUUUCUUUCUUUUUUUUUUUUCCUCAAUUUCUUUCUUUUUUUAGACUCAGUAGUAGAACUACAACACAUUGUUGUUUUUAGCCUUUUUUAAAAAGCCAGUUCUUGUUCUUUUUCUUUUGUUUCAGAAAAACUAGGCACAAGUGAAACUUGCUUGUACUCUCCAAGUGUUGUAACCAAAUACAUGACUUAUAUUGACGAGUUCCCAAAAACAGAAAAAGAACCCCACAUACCUGAAGAAUGUACCUUUUUGGAAGGGGAGGGCUCUGGGGGAUGGAUGUUGUGGUUGGGGUUUUUGGUUUAGGGUUUCUUUUUAACUUGCUUCAUCAUUGCAGACUGAGUUGUGGGCAGUGCCUGUGGUAUUGAUAUAUUUAAUCCUGGCAUAACUCUUCUUAAAGAGCUUAUUGUUUUACAUGUGUUUAUAGAAACAGGCUUCCGCAUUUGCUCAGGGUAUCCCAACAUGUCAAGCUCUUUUUUUUUCCUUCUUUUCCUUUAAUAACUGUAUUCCCUCAUUGACUUUUGUUGCACUCUACUUGCACAUGCGCCUAUUUACAUUGCACCAUCCUCUGUAAAGCUGGUUUUACUUUUACAUUCUAGGUUAGGAGAGGUUGAGGGGAGGGAGAGAAACAGGAAGGGAAAUUCAACCAAAACGUGUCCACCAGCAUUGUGCAGCUGGCAUUCAGACGGACCAGUGCUUAAACCUCAUCAUUUGGAAUGUAAAAUGCAGUUUCACUCUGCUCCAUAAGGAAUAGCUUCCUGCGAGGGCCAGGGACGUGCUUGGAGCCACCGUAGGUGAUGAGCAGGAAAGCAUUGUGUAAAUCCAGAGUAAUUAAUGCUGUGGCAGCUUCCUUAAGACAUAAAAAGCUCAACAAAAGCCAUCUUGGUCUAUGGAUGUAUCAGUUGGUUCAUGAUGCAAGCGUUCGUGUGCUGCUUUGUUCAAAGCAAAGAUUUAAUGUACUGGCUUUAGUUUGGUUGAAGAGUCGCUCUUCAACACCAUGGGGCAGGUGGUACGAGGGGUAGCCCUGCACCUCUGCAGCAGGGGAUGGGGAUGCUGCCCCUGUGCCGCACCCGGGACUCGAAUCAUGUAGAGUGCUUGUAAAUAAGGAUUUGGGUGCAUUGGUAGAACUGUGACUGGAAGUCAGCAUUGCACUAACUCUUAGUCAGUGCUGUUCCUCGUGUAUUACCAAAUUAUCAAUAGAAUAACAGCAAAGGCAUCUUUGCUCACGUCAUGGCGCAGAGGAGAGGAGUAAACUCACUACCAGCGGCUGUAGUGAUUGAAACCAUGACAGCUGAUUUACAACAGUGUUACUAAUCAGUUCUUCUUAUUUUUAAAGUCUUUCUAGAGUGAUAGCACUUAACCACCAUUCUCAGUGCGAGCAUCGCUAUGGAGUACCUUACGUAAGUCUCUCCACUCCAUAUUUAUUUGUGCAAAGCUGUCUGGGUGUAGCUCUUCCUUCAGUGAAUAAGUUGGUGAAUGGGGGGGUUGGGGGUGGGAGUUAUUUCUAUUUUGUGUUUUGUUAAGCUUGCAUCAAGGGCUUUUCAAAAGUACAAUAAUAAAUCCUCAGGUAGUACUGGGAGUCAAUACUUUACCUGUGAGACUGUUGGUCAGACCAGUACUUGAAAGGAGGAAUGUUGUAAUCAGUCAAUAUUUAGUUAUAUUAUUGGAAACAUGAAAAAUGAGUAUAGAAAAAUGGUAAUAUAUAAUGGCUCAUCUGUGUAUUUAAGAUACAUUAUGUGAUUGCUUUGUCCCCACUAUUCUCUCCAUCUGGUAGAAUAUUGUUCUAAGGCAACAUUUGUACCCCAUUUGUAUUAAAAUGCAUGUAAAGUCUUCUAGUGUCCUGAUUAAAUACCACGUGCUUGAAAGGUGAAAGAACUUAUAUUUCUGCUUCCUGAUGUGCCCAAAAAUUAUAUUUGCAUGACCUGAUCCUUAAGUGGUUGUGGUUCCAAGGGUGUUGCUGAAAGUCCCUUCGUUCAGCGCUAGACUGGUUUGGUGUUUAUCGGAUAACAUGUACUCGCCCAAUCCUUGGCAUGACUUCCUAUUGAAUUCCUGCGUACUCAGUGUAACCCGGUUGUUCGGCAUGGUUCAUUUCAGCUGAGUAAGUAUAGUACAGACAUUCCAGAGAGUUUAGUAAGCCCUACCCACACCUCACCCAGGGCACUGGGGGCAGGCAAUAGCACAGCAAGUUCAGGGGCUCACUGGCUGUGCUGUCACUGGAAGAGGAGGAGAGGGAAACCUCUUGUGCCAGAGCUCGGGCAGCCUGCUGUGGCCUGCAGAGAUGCAGCUCCUCCAGCAGUGGCCCAUUUGAAAAAGAAGAACUAGCACUGAAAGAACUGUCCUGUUCCCAGGAGGGAAUACGAAAUGUUAGGCCUGACAGGAAACCAGAGCAUCCUUCCUUUGGGUGCAGAACCAUUCACUUGGAAAUUACUCUCACAAGAGAAAGCUUCUGCAGCUGAUAAGAAAAGAGUUCUGAUUAUCCCUCUUCCUGGCUUUUGCCAUUUCUCCCUCUGUUGCAAACAUUCCCAGUCCUGGGAUAGGCCGUGGAAUGUCCCCCCAGCCUGGAGAGCUGUGUGUAAGGUUUAUCAUACUGAACUGUAUGCAUUUUUGUUUCGAUGUCCUGUAUAUGUAUGUAGUAGUUUGGGUGUGUAUAUACAGUAGCGUUUCAAAGUGGGUGUAUUGGUUAACCUGUUCUUGGAAAAUGGACAAACAUCCAUGUUAAACUUGUUAGAAAGUUAGUGAGCUGCUCUGCUAUAUGCCUUAAGCAAAUAUUUACUCAUCAGGUCUUUCUUUUUUACAGAUUGCCAUAGAAUAAACUUUUGUAAAAAAAAAAAAAAAAAGAAAACCCCAAAAAA
This is a messenger RNA of Melopsittacus undulatus (budgerigar), 4535 nucleotides long. It is a transcript of the gene PTPN1, whose product is annotated as protein tyrosine phosphatase non-receptor type 1. Gene Ontology annotation, molecular function: non-membrane spanning protein tyrosine phosphatase activity; protein kinase binding. Gene Ontology annotation, biological process: peptidyl-tyrosine dephosphorylation; negative regulation of PERK-mediated unfolded protein response; negative regulation of ERK1 and ERK2 cascade. The record is from RefSeq and is a predicted model, not a curated record. Lineage: Eukaryota; Metazoa; Chordata; Aves; Psittaciformes; Psittaculidae. Gene Ontology annotation, cellular component: cytoplasm; endoplasmic reticulum; early endosome. The transcript has 9 exons. The coding region runs from base 105 to 1412 and encodes 435 amino acids.